AUGUCUGAUUUGCAGACACCAAGCUUGUUAAAAGCCCCUGAAAAUAGACAGGAAAGUGUUUCUGUUCUUUGGAAACCUCUUGAUGAUGCCCAGCAGUCUUUGCUUGAGAGUGUGGGAAACAAAAGACUGGCACGUCGACUUUACAAACGGACGUUCAAGAUAUACUCGAGAGAGGACAGACUGCAUGCGAUCAAUUUCUGUCAAUCACGAAAGCACAUUAACCCCAUCACUGGACAGGAAAGGCCAAUCUCAUUAUCUACUGCAUCAGAGAUCCUCCACAUUUCUAUAGGAACAUUGCAGAGAUGGAUCAUGGAAAAGCAGAAAAUUACAGAUAUGAAACAAGGCUCUUCAAGGGCAGACAAACACAGGCUCUUCCAACGCCAUUUCAUACAGCGAAGCGAGUUCUAUAAGUUGCACCCUUACGAGCAUCCAGUUCCCUUUAUUGGAAUAGAGGGAGGACGCCUCGGCCGGCUUAAGAGCUUUGCAGAUGCUUACCUUUUUCUCGGCCAGGCGGAAGAAAGAUCACACCCAGGUCAUCCAAGUGUCCCAGCCACGGUUGACAGCAUGAAACGGCCAUCACAGCCGUCGGGUGCUGCAGAUUGUAUCUCCCAUUGCAAUACAUCACAAGCCCACCAUCCGACUAUGAAAAAGUCGAGGGUGCAGUAUGUUAACUCAAAGUUGUAUGAAAUUGCUCCUAGUUAUGACAGCAGAAGGCUCGGCUCACGAUCGCAUGAUCCUUGCUAUGAUGAAAUAGGGUCUUGCGUCGCGCUCAUAUGUCAACAGAUCAUUGAUAACGAUAAUAGAAUCGAAUCAGCAAUUCCAGUUCGAGUCGGAUUUGAUUAUAACGAACCAUUUCGAGGCGCACCACAGCAUUGGGCCAUCUGGCUUGUAUUCAGAGACAGUAUCAGAAUUCUUCUGCCAUUGUCACUUUCUCUUAAGGGUGCAGUAGUCAAUGAGAUGGCCCCUGACACCUUGUACCUCCAAGGCUGGACGAUAGAUCACGAAUUGUUGAAGUGCAGAGGACGAAAGAGGAAACGCAUUGACAGCAGAGAGCAGGUGGUCGAGUAUAUGCAGAGAUAUUACAAAGACUCACAACCUAUACAUUCGAAAUUUAGGUUGAGUCCGGUCCUUUACAUCACAGACGUUGAGAUGCUUUUCUUACAGACAUCUUCUUGGAGGCCGCGCCGUUUUGCCCCGACGUGGACAUUAUACAGCACAAUCUUGCAUUCCAGCUACCGCUUCGGACAGCCAUUAAGCCCAAUGUAUGGCAAGUAUACAGAUAUCAAAUCCAUGAUAAAUACGAUAAUAGAGAAGGCGCCCCGAGUGUCCUUCUUCAAAGCGCCAGUGCAACCUUCUCAGCUAGUCGAGCUCGGUCAUUUUACACUCAUCAAUAGAGUCUCUGAUGAACAGAUUCUAACUCGGUCUUCACACCAUCUUGACGCUUCUGGUAUUGGCACCACACCGAAGCUGGGACUUGAAGACAUUGAAAAGUCAUUCGAACACGAAGAUGUCACUGCUACCUCUAUACAAAACAUUCGCAGCAAAAUUACGCAUGCACUGAAGCUGAGCCUGGUAGAAUCAAUGGAGUUUGUUGACGAGAAGAGAAGAUGCAUGUUUUAUACAUGUCCAGAAUCUCAGGCUUCUGUAGCUUCGUAUUACUGCCUAUACCACUCCAGGGCACUCAUCAAUCAUGCCUCUAAUCUGUCUGGCUCAACUUCGGGUGGGACUUCGCUCGCAGAUGGCGCCUUUAAGCGACAGGUAUCUAUCACAGAUGAUACGCGGGGAGCUUUACUACAGCUCAAAAGCCUUUACUCGCGCCCUAACAGAACUUGGAUCAUUGACUUCGAAUUUAUCUCGAUGCCAGCUAAAUACUCGCCAAUUCCGCUGCAAUUUGCGAUUAGACAGCUCGAUGGAAAACUUCUAUACGCGGAAAAUGUGGAUUACAGCAUGUCUAUGGGAGAACUCGUAGAAGCCGUCUCCCCAUACGUCUCUAAUAAGCAUAAAAUGAUGGGGACGCUUUUUCUGAGGUGCUAUGGCGGUCUGAGAACGAAUGGCGAUACCCCCUCCAAAAUAAGGGAGUUUGUCAGGACUGUCUGUGGCUAUGACCAUAGUGGCGUACAGCUACUAUCCUGGUUUUCUGCUCAAGACAUGCAAUGCUUCCUCAGGCUACUUACUGGAAAAGAUGCGUUGAUCCAUGGCAAGAUCUCUCAUCUAACAUCUAAGAAUUUUCAACCAGUCAACAUCGGUGAUCUAUGUAGGAAAAUCCUGCCUAAUCUCCCCUCAAAGCGACUCGAAUCGGUCAGGGAGUACCUCGUAAGAGGCAAAGGAAACAUGUCAUCUCGAAAUUAUCACAAUGCAUCUUAUGAUACUCGCGCAAUGGCAGAUAUUGUGGAGGCUCUUGUACGUUUGGUAUGA
Aspergillus neoniger CBS 115656 is the source of this 2415-nucleotide messenger RNA. RefSeq lists its product as uncharacterized. NCBI's taxonomy places the organism in Eukaryota, Fungi, Ascomycota, Eurotiomycetes, Eurotiales, Aspergillaceae. The transcript has 4 exons. The record is from RefSeq and is a predicted model, not a curated record. The coding region runs from base 1 to 2415 and encodes 804 amino acids.